AUGGACAUCUAUGCCCGCUCCGACUCCGCCAGUCGUCCGGCCUCCUACAAGGCCAUCGGUAUCGCGCUCGCCGUCGCAUCCGGCCUCUUUAUCGGCGUCUCCUUCGUGAUCAAGAAGGUCGGCCUGCUCAAGGCCAACGUCAAGUAUAAUGAGGAAGCCGGCGAGGGCUACGGAUACCUCAAGAAUGCCUGGUGGUGGACUGGCAUGACGCUCAUGAUCGUCGGCGAGAUCUGUAACUUUGUCGCCUAUGCCUUUGUCGACGCUAUCCUGGUCACCCCGCUCGGUGCGCUCUCCGUCGUCAUCACCACCAUCCUGUCCGCGAUCUUUCUAAAAGAGCGCCUUAGCUUUGUCGGCAAGGUCGGCUGUUUCACCUGCAUACUCGGUUCCGUCAUCAUCGCCAUGAACGCCCCCGAACAGUCGUCCGUUAGUGACAUCCAAGACAUGAAGGACUAUGUCAUCGCGCCGGGAUUCCUUUCCUACGCGGGGGUCAUUGUUGUCGGGGCCAUUUUCACAGCCCUCUGGGCAGGCCCGCGCUACGGAAAGAAGAGCAUGUUCGUCUACAUCAGUAUCUGCAGCUCCAUCGGCGGGUUGAGCGUUGUGGCCACGCAAGGGUUGGGCGCGGCCAUCCUCGCGCAAAUCAACGGCAAGUCGCAAUUCAACCAGUGGUUUCUGUACGUUCUGGCGGUGUUUGUCAUUGCGACGCUCUUGACAGAAAUCAUCUAUCUUAAUAAAGCCCUCAACAUCUUCAACGCCGCCCUCGUGACUCCAACCUACUACGUCUUGUUUACCAGCGCCACCAUAAUCACCUCCGCCAUCCUCUUCCGGGGCUUCAAAGGCACCGGCAUCCAGAUCGCCACGGUCAUCAUGGGCUUCCUGCAGAUCUGCGCCGGCGUCGUCCUCCUGCAACUCUCCAAAUCGGCCAAGGACGUCCCCGACGCCGCCGUCUUCAAAGGCGACCUGGACCAGAUCCGCGAAGUCGCCACGCAGGAGGAACCCGAGAGCGAGCCCAAAGCCGACUCCAUCCGCGGCGCCGCCAGCCUCAUCCGCCGGUUGUCCACCCCACGCCGCAACCUUGAAGCCGAAGAGGCCCGUCGCUACUACCGCGAGCGUCUGGAGGACCAGAGGCACCCGCCCAGCCCCAACGAGAUCAUCGAGUGGGACGGCCUGCGCCGGCGCAGGACUGUCAUCGGCCAGGGGCCGACCAUGCACGCUGCUCGCGCGCCGUCCGUCAGGACCCCGCUGCCCCCGCUAGGCAUGUCACGGUUCCCGGAAGAGAACCCCGACGAUCACGCAGACGACCGACCCGGCACCAAACAUAGCGGCCACUCGAUCCUGUCGGAUCUGCGCUCGCGCCUGUCCAGCGCCCAGUGGCAGCCGAUCCAGGAAGAGGACGGCCUGCGGCCCAUGCCACUGCAGCCGAGUCGCAUCGACACGAGCUACCACGGUAGCGACCCAACGGCUCCGCCGUUGCCAUCGCCGUCGCCGUCACAGCGCGCCAAACGCCAGUUCUCCUUCAACGUCUUCAAACCCCACCACAGCCACCACAGAUCCGCGGACCGGCCGCGCUCCAAGCGCCACUCCAACUCGGAAGAAGAGCGCCUGGGGCUGGUGCGGGCGUCCGUGGAGGACAAUCUGGAUGAGAAGCUGGAGCGGACGUACUCGAGCGAUAGUGCAGAGGAGACAGGUCACAGUCUCGGUCUGCCGUCGGGGCUGCGCGAGGAAGCCCGUGAUCCGCCCCCGGCGUACCCAAUGCCUGGCCUCCCGCCGACGUCAUCGUCGCGAGUGCAUCGCAACCCGCUGCCUCCGCUGCCGGAUGAGCCACCGUACGAUCCGCGGGUAGACGGGGUCCGGGAACGGAGUGAGUCGGACGUCAGCGCGGGUACGCUGUCGUCUGCCAGAGGGGUUGGUCAAGGAGGAUGGCGACGACCGGGUGGGUCCUUCACCUAA
Molecule: messenger RNA, 1947 nt
Organism: Aspergillus terreus NIH2624
Lineage: Eukaryota; Fungi; Ascomycota; Eurotiomycetes; Eurotiales; Aspergillaceae
Product: DUF803 domain membrane protein
Exons: 2
Coding region: 1-1947 (648 amino acids)
Biological process (GO): magnesium ion transport
Cellular component (GO): membrane
Molecular function (GO): magnesium ion transmembrane transporter activity
Source: RefSeq, a predicted model, not a curated record